AAGAAAGUUCAUGGUUACAUUUAUGUUAAAUCGGUUAAAAAGGACGGUGGUCGAAUAAGUUUUGUGAUACUCGGAGUUUACGUGGACGAUAUAAUUCCAGUUUCCAACGCUAAUCAAAUGCUGAAUUUAGAGAAGAAAGCGCUCAGAGAAAGAUUUAAGAUGGAUGACAGAGGUGAAGUUCAUUAUCUAUUGGGAAUGCUGAUUAAACGAGAUCGAGAAGCCAGAGUUACUACAAUCAGUCAGCGUAAUUACGUGGAACGAGUCCUAAGCAAAUUCGGAAUGGAAUCAUGUAAACCGGUUUCAACACCACUGGAACCUGGGACAAAGUUUUCAGAGUUGUCAAAUGAGGAUGAAAAAUUUGACACACAAACAUACCAGCAAGCGAUUGGAUGCCUAACCUAUCUUUCAGUGAUUUCAAGACCAGAUAUCUCAGCUGCAGUGGGAGCACUUUCACAAUUUAUGGCAAAACCUAGCAAAGAUCAUUGGAUCGGAGUGAAACGUGUAUUACGAUAUCUUAAAGGAACUUUAGAUUAUGGCCUGAAAUACUCAGCAGAUGAAAACCCUACACUAGUCGGUUAUUCAGACUCUGACUGGGCAGGAGAUAUUAAUACUCGUCGAUCAACAUCAGGUUAUGUAUUUCAAGUUGCUAAUAGCACAGUUAGUUGGUCGAGAAAAACGCAGAGGACAGUCGCGAAGAGUUCAACAGAAGCAGAAUAUAUUGCCUUAAGUUUAGCCACGCAAGAAGCGCUAUGGUUACAAAGACGUUAUAUGAUGUUGAAUUUAAAAUCAGAAAACCGAUAA
Messenger RNA from Paramuricea clavata, 801 nucleotides. The record is from the annotation of a GenBank genome assembly. NCBI's taxonomy places the organism in Eukaryota, Metazoa, Cnidaria, Anthozoa, Malacalcyonacea, Plexauridae.